GGUGGCCGUUUGCUCCUGGAGGAGACCCCCCCCCCACGCGGGAAAAAAAAGGACCCCCCCUCCAACGUCAUCGACCCCCCCCCUCUCUCUCUCUUUCUCGGUGGAAUCGCCCCCUGCUUCCAGGUGCGAUCAGAAGGCUGCAGCCAUGACGGACUCCAAAUACUUCACCACCAAUAAAAAAGGGGAGAUCUUUGAACUGAAAGCCGAGCUCAACAACGAGAAGAAGGAGAAGCGGAAAGAGGCGGUGAAGAAGGUCAUUGCAGCCAUGACCGUGGGCAAGGAUGUCAGCUCCCUUUUUCCGGACGUGGUGAACUGCAUGCAGACUGACAACCUGGAGUUGAAGAAGCUGGUGUACCUGUACCUGAUGAACUAUGCCAAAAGCCAGCCGGAUAUGGCCAUCAUGGCCGUGAACAGCUUUGUGAAGGACUGCGAGGAUCCCAACCCUCUCAUCCGCGCCCUGGCGGUGCGCACCAUGGGCUGCAUCCGCGUGGACAAGAUCACCGAGUACCUGUGCGAGCCCCUCCGCAAGUGCCUGAAGGACGAGGACCCCUACGUGCGCAAGACGGCGGCCGUCUGCGUGGCCAAGCUGCACGACAUCAACGCCCAGAUGGUGGAAGACCAGGGCUUCCUCGACUCCCUCCGCGACCUCAUCGCCGACUCCAACCCCAUGGUGGUGGCCAACGCCGUCGCCGCCUUGUCCGAAAUCAGCGAGUCCCACCCCAACAGCAACCUGCUGGAUCUCAACCCGCAGAACAUCAACAAGCUGCUCACCGCUCUGAAUGAGUGCACCGAGUGGGGCCAGAUCUUCAUCCUGGACUGCCUCUCCAACUACAACCCGAAGGACGACCGGGAAGCCCAAAGCAUCUGCGAGCGAGUGACCCCCCGCCUCUCUCACGCCAACUCUGCCGUGGUGCUUUCGGCCGUCAAGGUCCUCAUGAAGUUCCUAGAGCUCCUGCCGAAGGACUCGGACUACUACCACAUGCUGCUGAAGAAGCUGGCCCCUCCGCUGGUCACCCUGCUGUCCGGAGAGCCCGAGGUCCAGUACGUCGCCCUGCGGAACAUCAACCUGAUCGUGCAGAAAAGGCCAGAAAUCCUGAAGCAGGAGAUCAAGGUGUUCUUUGUCAAGUACAACGACCCCAUCUACGUCAAACUGGAGAAACUUGAUAUCAUGAUUCGCUUGGCCUCCCAGGCCAACAUCGCUCAGGUCCUGGCUGAGCUGAAGGAGUACGCCACGGAGGUGGACGUGGACUUCGUGCGCAAAGCCGUGCGGGCCAUCGGGCGAUGCGCCAUUAAGGUUGAGCAAUCCGCCGAGCGUUGCGUGAGCACACUCCUGGAUCUCAUCCAGACGAAGGUCAACUAUGUGGUCCAGGAAGCCAUUGUUGUCAUCCGGGACAUCUUCCGCAAGUAUCCCAAUAAGUACGAGAGCAUCAUCGCCACCCUGUGCGAGAACCUGGACUCUCUGGAUGAGCCGGACGCCCGAGCGGCCAUGAUCUGGAUCGUGGGCGAAUACGCAGAGAGGAUCGACAACGCGGACGAGCUCCUGGAAAGCUUCCUGGAGGGAUUCCAUGACGAAAGCACCCAGGUCCAGCUCACCCUCCUGACAGCCAUCGUGAAGCUGUUCUUGAAGAAGCCGUCCGAAACGCAGGAGCUGGUCCAGCAGGUCUUGAGCCUGGCCACGCAGGACUCUGAUAAUCCGGACCUGCGCGACCGCGGCUACAUCUACUGGCGCCUCCUCUCCACCGACCCCGUCACGGCCAAAGAGGUGGUCUUGUCGGAGAAGCCCCUGAUCUCCGAAGAGACCGACCUGAUCGAGCCCACCCUGUUGGACGAGCUCAUUUGCCACAUUGGCUCGCUGGCCUCCGUGUACCACAAGCCUCCCAACGCCUUCGUGGAGGGCAGCCACGGGAUCCAUCGCAAGCAUUUGCCCAUCCACCACGGAAGUACUGAUGCAGGGGACAGCCCGGUGGGGACCACAGCCGCGCCGAACCUGGAGCAGCCGCAGGUGAUCCCGUCCCAGGGAGACCUGCUCGGCGACCUCUUGAACCUCGACCUCGGCCCGCCCGUCAACGUGCCCCAAGUCUCGUCCAUGCAAAUGGGGGCCGUGGAUCUCCUUGGAGGGGGUCUGGACAGCCUGCUUGGCAGUGACCUUGGCGGGGGAAUUGGAGGCAGCCCUGCAGUGGGACAGACCUUCAUCCCGUCCUCGGUGCCUGCGACCUUCGCCCCUUCGCCGACUCCGGCCGUGGUCAGCAGCGGACUCAAUGACCUCUUUGAGCUGUCUUCCGGCAUCGGCAUGGCCCCCGGCGGAUUCGUGGCUCCCAAGUCGGUUUGGCUGCCGGCCGUGAAGGCCAAAGGGCUGGAGAUCUGCGGCACCUUCAGCCACAGGCAGGGGCACAUCUACAUGGACAUGACCCUCACCAACAAGGCCCUGCAGCACAUGAGUGACUUUGCCAUCCAGUUCAACAAAAACAGCUUCGGAGUCAUUCCCAGCACGCCCUUGGCCAUCCACACCCCUUUGAUGCCAAACCAGAGCAUUGAUGUGUCUCUUCCCCUCAACACCUUGGGCCCGGUCAUGAAAAUGGAACCACUUAACAACCUCCAGGUGGCCGUGAAGAACAACAUUGACGUCUUCUACUUCAGUUGCCUUAUCCCCCUCAACGUGCUCUUUGUAGAGGAUGGCAAAAUGGAGCGCCAGGUCUUCCUCGCGACUUGGAAAGACAUUCCGAAUGAAAAUGAGCUCCAGUUCCAGAUCAAGGAGUGUCACCUCAACGCCGACACCGUUUCCAGCAAGCUGCAAAGCAACAACGUUUACACCAUCGCCAAGCGCAACGUCGAGGGCCAGGACAUGCUGUACCAGUCGCUGAAGCUCACCAACGGAAUCUGGAUACUUGCUGAGCUGCGCAUUCAGCCGGGCAACCCCAACUACACGCUCUCUCUGAAAUGCCGCGCUCCAGAAGUGUCCCACUACGUCUACCAGGUCUAUGACGGCAUUUUGAAAAACUAACCCCUCGAAGCCGCCGCCGCCGCCGCUGCCGCCUCACCCCACGGAGAAGCGAGAGGGAGGAGCAGCGCCACACACUCCGCUGCCCCCCUUUUUUUUUUGUCGGCUCAGGCCAGGAACACUCUCUCUCUCUCGAUGUGGGGCGGAGGGGGGCGGGUCGGCGGGUCGGCAGCCCCUGUGUUGUGUCGGCGGCCUCGGCCCGACCUGCCAAGGCGGAACCAAGGUAGCGAGUAGCGUUCCGGUAACCGUAGGGGGGGGGGGAACGGCCCCGUUUGAUACUUUUAGCGUCUGUGACCAGUUUGUAGCCACUCGGCGUCGCCCUGUUUCCCCCGCCGUCCCGUGCCACGUCCGUCUCGUCCGUUUGUGCCCGUGCGCUUCCCACAUCUCGUGCCAACGCUUCGCAUUCCCCAAACCACUGUAGGCCUCUAGUUGGUAUUUUGUAAGACGCACCCUCGUUUUCAACGCACACACACACACACAAUCUCUCCGCCAGGCCGGAGGCACCGGAGACAACACCCCCCCACACCACACAGCACUUUAUUCUUUUGUAUUCGCGCACUUCUGACGACGGUUAUUUUUAUUUUGUUUGGCGACUCACCGGCUGUUUAAAGCAGGCAGAGAUCAAGGACGGAGCCUCCG
Elgaria multicarinata webbii is the source of this 3637-nucleotide messenger RNA. It is a transcript of the gene AP2B1, whose product is annotated as adaptor related protein complex 2 subunit beta 1. The transcript is spliced from 22 exons. Gene Ontology annotation, molecular function: clathrin binding. The record is from RefSeq and is a predicted model, not a curated record. Gene Ontology annotation, biological process: vesicle-mediated transport; intracellular protein transport. Bases 146 to 3001 code for a protein of 951 amino acids. NCBI's taxonomy places the organism in Eukaryota, Metazoa, Chordata, Lepidosauria, Squamata, Anguidae. Gene Ontology annotation, cellular component: membrane coat; clathrin adaptor complex.